GAGCAUCCUCGCCCCUGGAGCGGGCGCCCCAGAGCCGGAGGCAUGAUGCGGCUGCGAGGCUCGGCGAUGCUUCGGGACCUGCUCCUGCGGCCGCGCGCCGCCGCCUGCGCGGCUCUGAGGCGGGCGCAGCCCUUCGCCACCCUGUGCCGGCGCCCCCGGGGCGGGGAACCGGCGGCCGCGGGCCCGGCGGCCGCCGCGCGCCUGCACCCCUGGUGGGGCGGGGGCGGCCGGCCGGCGGGGCCCCCGGCGCUGGGCAUGUCCAGCUCCCCCUCGGAGAUCCUGCAGGAGCUGGGCAAGGGGGGCGCGCAGCCGCCGCAGCAGCCGCCGCCGCAGCAGCCCGGGGCGUCGCCGCCGCCCGCGGCCCCGCCGGCGCCCGGCCCCAAGGACGGCCUGGGGGAGACGGACGCGUUCGGCAACAGCGAGGGCAAGGAGCUGGCCGCCGCGGGCGAAAAUAAAAUAAAACAGGGUCUGUUACCUAGCUUGGAAGAUUUGCUGUUCUAUACAAUUGCAGAAGGACAAGAGAAAAUACCUGUCCAUAAAUUUAUUACAGCACUCAAAUCUACAGGAUUGCGAACGUCUGAUCCCAGGUUGAAAGAGUGUAUGGAUAUGUUAAGAUUAACUCUUCAAACAACAUCAGAUGGUGUCAUGCUAGACAAAGAUCUUUUUAAAAAAUGUGUUCAAAGCAACAUUGUUUUGUUGACCCAAGCAUUUAGAAGAAAGUUUGUCAUUCCUGACUUUAUGUCUUUUACCUCACACAUUGAUGAGUUAUAUGAAAGUGCUAAAAAGCAGUCUGGAGGAAAGGUUGCAGAUUAUAUUCCUCAACUAGCCAAGUUCAGUCCUGAUUUAUGGGGUGUAUCUGUUUGUACAGUAGAUGGACAGAGGCAUUCUAUUGGAGAUACCAAAGUUCCAUUUUGUCUUCAGUCCUGUGUAAAACCUUUGAAAUAUGCCAUUGCUGUUAACGAUCUUGGAACAGAAUAUGUGCAUCGAUAUGUCGGGAAGGAGCCAAGUGGAUUAAGAUUCAACAAACUCUUUUUAAAUGAAGACGAUAAGCCACACAAUCCUAUGGUAAAUGCUGGAGCAAUUGUUGUGACUUCAUUAAUAAAGCAAGGAGUGAAUAAUGCUGAGAAAUUUGACUAUGUGAUGCAGUUUUUGAAUAAGAUGGCCGGUAAUGAAUAUGUUGGAUUCAGUAAUGCAACGUUUCAGUCUGAAAGAGAAAGUGGAGAUCGAAAUUUUGCAAUAGGAUAUUACUUAAAAGAAAAAAAGUGUUUUCCAGAAGGCACAGAUAUGGUUGGUAUAUUAGACUUCUAUUUCCAGCUCUGCUCUAUUGAAGUAACUUGUGAAUCAGCCAGUGUAAUGGCUGCAACACUGGCUAACGGUGGUUUCUGCCCAAUUACUGGUGAAAGGGUACUGAGCCCUGAAGCAGUUCGAAAUACACUGAGUUUGAUGCAUUCCUGUGGCAUGUAUGAUUUCUCAGGGCAGUUUGCUUUCCAUGUUGGUCUUCCUGCAAAAUCUGGGGUUGCUGGGGGCAUUCUUUUAGUUGUCCCCAAUGUCAUGGGCAUGAUGUGCUGGUCUCCUCCUCUGGACAAGAUGGGCAACAGUGUUAAGGGAAUUCACUUUUGUCAUGAUCUUGUUUCUCUGUGCAAUUUCCAUAAUUAUGAUAAUUUGAGACACUUUGCAAAAAAACUUGAUCCUCGAAGAGAAGGUGGUGAUCAAAGGCAUUCCUUUGGACCAUUGGACUAUGAAAGUCUGCAACAAGAACUUGCUUUAAAAGAGACAGUAUGGAAAAAAGUGUCACCUGAGUCAAAUGAGGACAUCUCUACAACUGUAGUAUAUAGAAUGGAAAGUCUGGGAGAAAAAAGCUAAAGAAAUGGUUUCUAGUUUCAGAAUGUUCUUCAUUUAACCUUUCAGACAUCUUUAGCUUUUUUUGCAUCAAGCAUCUUUAGCUUUUUUGCAUACUAUAAAUAUUUAUUUGAGUUUUUUUUGUGUUCUCAAUUUUGGGUGCUGGAACCAUAAAGCUUUUUUUCUUUCAAUCUCUGUUAAUACAUUGAAAAGUGGAUUUGUUGGUCUUUUAAAAAGUAUUUAUAAGUAAAUAAAGCAAACUUGCUUUAUUUUAAAAAAUGCUAAAAGGAAAAAUUUCUUUUAAAUUUUCCUUAAUGUAAUUAAAAUUUGUAACUAUACAGUUAGAUAGUUCCAGUUUAGAAUAGUAACAGAACUUUGUAAUUCCUGGUUCUAAAAUCCACACAUUUAACUCACCAGUUUUGUUGAAUUUUGUUUUUUCUUUUCCAGUUUUAAAACUGACAGUUACAUAGUGGCAAUAGAAAGUAUUUCUAUGCUAAAUACAAAACUAAAAAAGUCCAUAUAAUGAGUUGCAGAUUAUUUAAUAUAGCAGAUGAUAAAAUUAGCUUAAGUUUACAUCUUAUACCAUUUUUAGUGAUAGAUUGGGCUUAAAUUUUAAAAUUCAUUUAAAAUUUUAUCAAACACUUUAAAAUAUAAAUUGUGUCUUGCUUUUUUACUUUGCAACUCCUUUGUUCUGUCAGAAUUGUUAUGUAUAGGAGUGUUUUAUGUUACUAAACCAUUCCAGCCAAAGAAUUUCAGAUGUAAGAUAAAUGACAUGUUUCACUGUUAAAAAGCUAUAAUGGUUACUCAGAAGCAGUGACAGUGAGUGUCUUCAUGUGAAAUGUUUACCUGAACAAUUAUAUUUUGGUAUUAUCCAUGUUACUUUUUCUAUGUUAUAUUUAAGUAUGAAUGGUGAAUUUUGUUUUUUUAGCUUUUAAUAAUUUUAUUAUCCUAAUAAUUUCACAAAUGCUAAUGAGUCUUACUAUACAUUAUAACAUCUUGUAGAGUUUUUUCUAUUUGAACUCUUAGAGUACUUAGGAAAUGAAUGAAUUCAGUCUCAAGGUAGUAAGUAUGCUACUAAAAUAUUUGCUAGAUCUGGAUCCUUUGUUUGGUUAUAUUGAGAAUCAAAACUUGUUUUUAAGAGAAGGUCUGUACGUUCUACACAACCUGAUUUCAAAUAAUUCUCAAUAUUUAGUUUGUCUUGGCAAAGUGAGUGUAAAGUUUUGUAGGACCUAUUCACACUUUUUCCUUCCUCCAUAUACCUAUCCAGUUCUCUCCACAUUUCCCCAUAGCUUCAAGCUUGGUAGUUUUUGAAUUUUAUUCAUUUUUAAACUUGUAAACUUUGGAGGGGCAGAAAUGAGGUAUAGAAAGAGAAUUUGUUUCAUGACACCUAUGUGAUAGGUUAAAGUCUGUAAAAGUAACUAUAGCACAGCAAAAAAGAUUUCAUUGGGUAAUUUCAAUACUAGUGCAAAUAUAGAUAAUUCUGAUCAUAUGAGUUUGGGAACUUUGAUAAUAGGAAAAGAAGUUCCCUCCCAAAGGUGUUGGUCACAUGCCUUUGGACUAGCUUAAGUAUUGAACUCAUAUGUUCAAAUAAUUUAUGUUUUAAAGGAUCUUUACGAAGGAUUGUAUGUUAUUUGAACAUUCUUCUAAUAUACAGAUGCAUAUCCUAAUUGGAUGCUUCUAGUUUUGCCACUUACCGGAGGGUGGUGUGUUGAAGGCUUUACCUCUGCCACACCCUUGGAACAGUGUUGUUUGUGUUAGUUCCAUGAGACUAUUUUUGGUUUGAGGAACUGGAUACUUUGAUAACUUGCAUUAAAAAUUUAUCUUUUCCCCAUGCUUUAAAUUGUUUCAUCUUUCUUCAUUUGAAAGUUAGCCCUAUUUAUAAAAUGAAAUUUUAAAAUUUCAUAUUGUAUCAGUAUUUGUAUGGAUUUUAAAGUUUAUGUUAAUUUGUGGUGACUAUUACUACGUUGGUAAGGCUUCAGUGCAUGUUUAUCAACCGUACUUAGGGUUUUCUAGACUACUCUGUUUAUAGAAUCUUGUUAAAAAUCAGCAUCCAGAAAUUUUUGUAGAAAGGUAAAAAUGGAAGAGGAAAAAUAUUGUGAAUAGGCCCCCAAACUUUACUUUAAAAAAUAAAGAAAAGGAAAAUCUUUGCCAGAUUUAAGGACAUUAUUUUUGUUCCUUCAGUAUUUUUAAUGCCUUUUCAAAUAAAGUCCUCAAGUACCCAGUAUUGUUGGAUUUAAUGUUUCCUGCCAUUACCAGUUCUUGAUAUUCAAGCAUUUAGAAGUUAGCAUGUAUUUUUCCUUUUUUUUCAUCAUUAAUAUUUCAUUUGAAAUGCAUAUCCUCCUGAAAUACUUUAUUUUUAGCAUAAAUGUUGUGCAUUUUACCUUAGUGUUUGGAUUAAAACAUUUGUGUUAUUUAGCUUUCUUUCAUUUGCUUUGUAUAUUUAAUAAUGUACCUUUUAUUUUGCAGUAUGCCUACUUUUUGUAUUGUACAAUAAAUUUAUUUUAAGCUGAUUUUAUUGGUUU
This is a messenger RNA of Talpa occidentalis (Iberian mole), 4361 nucleotides long. It is a transcript of the gene GLS, whose product is annotated as glutaminase. Gene Ontology annotation, molecular function: protein binding; glutaminase activity. The record is from RefSeq and is a predicted model, not a curated record. Gene Ontology annotation, biological process: L-glutamine catabolic process. The transcript has 15 exons. NCBI's taxonomy places the organism in Eukaryota, Metazoa, Chordata, Mammalia, Eulipotyphla, Talpidae. The coding region runs from base 43 to 1863 and encodes 606 amino acids.